Messenger RNA from Rubroshorea leprosula, 1742 nucleotides. The record is from the annotation of a GenBank genome assembly. NCBI's taxonomy places the organism in Eukaryota, Viridiplantae, Streptophyta, Magnoliopsida, Malvales, Dipterocarpaceae.
AAACUCGAAGUGAACUGGAGAAGAUAUAUAGAAGCAGCAGGAUGUUUUAUUCGCAGACCUUCUUAGCUCGGAAGCUAAUAAAACUCACAAUUUGUUUGCUCUUGGCCACUCGAAGUGAACUGGAGAAGAUAGAAGCAGCAGGAUGUUUUACUCGCAGACGUUCUUGGCUCGGAAGGGUCCACUCUACAGCGUCUGGUGCGCUGCUCAUCAUCUGCAGCAGCACCAUCUCAAAAAGUCUUACUGCACCUCCGCUGAUAUUCGCUCCACCGUCGAGCGCAUCAUGUACCCAGACAUCCCCAUUGCACUGAGGAUGUCAGACCACCUUCUAUUAGGUGUUGUCUUUGAUGCCAAAAAGGUGGAUUUGCCGGAUAAUGAAAACCAAGCUCCAGUUCAUGCUAUUACUCUGCCCGAGACAUUUAACCUUGAUGCUUUGGAACUUGAUGAUGAUGAUACAUACUAUACUGAGGGGAGCCCAGAUAAUCAUAUCAGGAAUGAGGAAGAUAUCAGACUACCAGACCAAAUUCCUACUGGAGCAAAUCCUUGUAUUGCCAUAACUUUUGAUGAGGAUAUGAUGGAUGUAUUGCAUUCAGAAGCAGCUCCUGAAUCAGGAGUCCGACUAAUGGAUGAGGAUGUCAUUCUUCAAUCUCCCAUUGGUGGUAAUCUCCAAAACAAAGAACUAAAUGCAGCAGUAGCUUUUCAAGAUCCUGGUCCAGCUAAUGAGACAACACUGCCUGGCACAAGUAUGGUUUUUGGGGGUAUAGGUCCAAGUAGCCAGACAGAAGUACUUAGACCAACUAUGGAUUUCUACAAUAGUCAUCCUGGCAAUGAGACAGAAGCACCUAAUAUCAUUCAUGAUGACAGUGUCACUCAAGAUUUUGCAGAAAUUGAAGUUAGGUGGGAUACAGUCCCUUAUAUUAGCAAUGAAUGCCUACCUCUAGGGCAUCCAGAGCAGAGAAAUGAUGCAAGUGAAAUGAGAGUAUCCUUGGAACGAAUUUGGGAUGAUAAGGAGAUUCAUACUCCAAUUCUAAGGAGUAUGUCAACUUCUGGAGCAGAGUCUAUACCAUUUCAUGACCACUCUGGGCCACCAAUGUCUGCUGCUUUUCGAGAGUCUCCUGGGAAUUUGUCUGGACAUAAAUCACCUCAACUUGCCAUUCAACCCUCUCCACCAGUACAGCAGCCAAGAAAGAGACAGAGAACACAGGGGAGGUUCUUCGAUACUGAACUAGUGUUGUCUAAUAGGUCUAUGAAGAAGGCACUUGAAGAUUCUAGUGAUCUAGUACGGAAGAGAAUGAAUGUAUGUGGCUCUGCUUUGGCUGUAUGGAAAUCAAAUAGCAUUCUCAGAAAGGGACAAUUAUUUCAUGGGGCUUCAGUAACAGGGUUGUGUGUUGAUAUAUCUGAAAUGCUUGAGAGGGACUACACUUUUGCAAAACCCAAUUUAGCUGUCCUACAGGGAGCUGUUUCAAGUCCUCGGAUUUUACAAUCUCCUGCUCCAAGCACAAAGGCCAGGGAUUUGCAGAUUCGUGCUACUGCAACUGCAACUGCAACUGAAGCUAGCCCAUAGCAUAGGGCUGGAAGACCUGAAGCUGCAGUGCCUGAAAUUGACAGGGAAACUGAAUAUCUUUCAGAUGAUCAAGGCAGUGCUUACAACAAUCUUUUAUAUGAAUUUGAGCCCUCCCCAUUGAGACCAAUAUGUUCUGCAAGGGAUGAUUCAUCUCCAUUAUCAAUUAACAGUUUAAGAUCAG